Molecule: messenger RNA, 2670 nt
Organism: Cryptotermes secundus
Lineage: Eukaryota; Metazoa; Arthropoda; Insecta; Blattodea; Kalotermitidae
Product: probable cytochrome P450 304a1
Exons: 10
Coding region: 701-2212 (503 amino acids)
Molecular function (GO): iron ion binding; heme binding; oxidoreductase activity, acting on paired donors, with incorporation or reduction of molecular oxygen
Source: RefSeq, a predicted model, not a curated record
UAAGUGGAAUGUAAUGUUUCUGUGUGUUAGAAUUCGACAAAAGCAAGUGUGCUACACAUGUGCAACGAAAGUUUAGGACCAAGUAUGGUAAAAGUCCACCAACCAGGAAGGCAGUUUACCACAGGCACAAGAAAUUCGUUGUUACAGGUUGCUUGUGUCUAGAAGAGAAAAGGAGACGUCUCGGUGUGAGUGAACAGGAUGCGGAACAUGUAAGAGAGGCAUUCACGAGGAGUCUGAAGAAAUAAGUGCGUCGAGCGUCCCGUGAACUCCAAAUGCUCCCAGUCACAGUGUGGAAAGUUCUGCGCAAGAAGCUGACUAUCAAGCUAUUCAAAUUGCAGCUACUGCAUAAGCUAAAUGACGACGGCAAAGACGAGCGCUUUGAGUUUUGUUGUCAGUUGCAACAAUUGGCAGAGAAUGACGAUGGAUUUGUGAAUCGCUUAAUUUUUAGCGACGAAGCGACAUUUCACAUUAAUGGGACAGUGAACAAGCAUAACUGUCGAAUCUGUGGUACCGCGAAAACGCAGGAAUUCAUUGAAUAUCAGCGCGAUUCUGCGCCUUGUCUCGUCGGAAACUCAACGGGCCCUUCUCCGAGGCCAAGUCACUCAUGGUUCCCACAUCGAAAAUUUAUGAGUUGAGUUGCGGCCCUCGGAGAUACGAGUACAAGAUUCAAGUCUAGUUCACGAGGUUCACGAGCCUGCCCAUGCACAGAUCGAAGCAAGAAUUACUGUGCAGCGCUACAGAGCGGAAAGAAGUUGGCGGCCCACCCCAACAAGAGCAGAUGACACGUCCCCCCAGUUUGCCAAUAUAUGGAGCUUAUUGGCUUCUGUUGUUAAACAACUGGACCUAUAUCCACAAGGCAAUAGAGAAAAUGAGAUGCAGGUAUCGCAGCAAUUUGUUAGGGUUCUAUCUUGGAGGUGUACCUACUGUUGUUGCUUGUGACUAUGAGACCAUCAAGGAAAUAGAAACAAGACCCGAGUUUCUGGGAAGAAUGGACACAAUUAUUGCAAGGGAACGUGGCCUUGGGAAGCUUCUGGGUGUAAUCCUGGCAGAUGGACCUCUGUGGGCACAUCAGAGACGUUACAUGUUAAGGCACAUGAGAGACUUUGGGUUUGGCACUCGCUCUGCCUCACUGGAGAACUUGGUGCAGCAGGAGAUUCAGGAUAUGGUCGAUAUUCUGAAUGGCAAGAAGCAGGAUAAGGGGAUCUAUAGAGAUGGCCUGGCUUUAUUGCCAGACCUGUUCUUUCACAUCCUGCUCAAUGCAAUUUGGUCCAUGUAUGCAGGAGAUCGUUUCUCAUACACAGACCAUGGACACGCACGCUUUAUUGCACAACAAGGCAUCAAAUUUGUGCGUGCUAAUGACCCUACAGGGAGAGCUCUUGCACUCACACCAUGGAUCAGACACAUCUUUCCACAGAAGUCAGGAUUCACUCAGAUCAGAAACACAAAUACUAAGUUGGUAGAAGUCAUAAAGAAAACAAUUGAUGAACAUAUCAGGACACAUUCAGAGGACCACAUGCGGGACUUCAUUGAUAUCUACAUCAAGGAAAUGAAGACAAAUGAGAACAAUCCUAAUGGAUCACCAUUCUCCGAGGAGCAGCUUAUAUUCCUGGGUUGGGAUUUACUGGUUUCGACAGCAACCACACUGACUACAACCCUCUCCAUGUACAUCAUGUACAUGAUGCAUCACCCAGAAGUGCAGUCCAACAUACAGAAUGAGAUCGACACAGUGGUGGGCCACAACAGAUUGCCAACACUCAAUGAUCGAUCAAAGAUGCCAUAUAUGGAAGCUUCUCUGCGUGAGUUGAUGAGGAUUUCCUCAAUUUUUUCUCUUGGCAUUGCCCAUAGAGCAACAGAGGACACACAUCUCCGUGGAUAUUUUAUACCAAAGAACACAAUGCUACUGACUGGACUGCAUAGCUAUCACAAUGAUCCUGAAGUGUGGGGAGAUCCUCACAUAUACCGACCAGAGAGGUUUCUCGAUGAAAAGGGACAGCUUCUCAAGAAGGAUCUCACCCUGCCAUUUGGAGCAGGGAAGAGACUGUGUGCUGGAGAGACCUUUGGACGUCAGAACAUGUGGUUGAUACUGACAGGACUGUUGCAAAACUUCACAUUAGCUGUGCCCAAAGGGCAAAAACCACCUGACCUACAUACAGUUAAUGGGUUUCAUCAGACAUCACCAGAAGUGUGGUUCCAGCCAUUGCCUAGAACUUGAUCCACAGCAGUAACCUAACACUGGUCUCAGACUAUUAAUGCAUCCUUUAUCAGUGAUGUUAAUCAUAAUGUAUUAAAACCUUUGUUAAAAUUUUGCGUGUGGCAAAUACAAGAAAAAUAUGCAGUAACUUACUGUGAAACUCAUGCAUAAGGCCAGUUUGGAGAUAAAUAUGUAGAUAGACAAUAUAAUUAAAAUUAUCCUGUGAAAAGAAGAUGUGUGUAUGUUUCACAGGUGCUUAGCUGGAUCUGGGCUCAGUACUGGGCUUCAGGUUCUGCAGCAGCAGGGAAUUGCUUGAACAGAUGAAUGCUUAUGGGAAGUCAUUUUGAAUUGCAGGGGAUAAAUGUGAGAAAAUUAAUAUGGUGAAAUGAGAAAUCAGCAUUGAAUCUAAUCUGCUUGCUGAUUGUGCUCUUUUCAAUUAUGUAUAAAGAGAAUUUCAUAACAUAAAUUCCUUACCAACA